Messenger RNA from Hyalella azteca, 2404 nucleotides. RefSeq names its product mediator of RNA polymerase II transcription subunit 8-like (gene MED8). Gene Ontology annotation, biological process: regulation of transcription by RNA polymerase II. NCBI's taxonomy places the organism in Eukaryota, Metazoa, Arthropoda, Malacostraca, Amphipoda, Hyalellidae. Gene Ontology annotation, cellular component: mediator complex; core mediator complex. Bases 277 to 927 code for a protein of 216 amino acids. The transcript has 6 exons. The record is from RefSeq and is a predicted model, not a curated record. Gene Ontology annotation, molecular function: transcription coregulator activity; RNA polymerase II cis-regulatory region sequence-specific DNA binding.
GAAAGCUAAGCAUAAGUUAGUUAGGAAACUGUCAGUCACUGUUUCUUUGUUGACUACAUAAACUGACAAAAUUGACCAGGCAGGCUGAAACCUAAUCAAGUUAAUAUUGUAUUUAAAAUAGGCCUAACAUUUCAUUUUCACAGGUUAGGUAAUAUAUUUGCUAGUAUAAGGUGGCUACAAACUCUCUGGCCACCACGGAUCUUUAUUGCAGAUUAAAGAAUAAACUUUUUAAUAAAUAGUUAGCACCAAAGAGAUUAAACCAGCAACAUCAACAUCAUGCAGAGAGAAGAUCGGCUUCUAGAGGUGACAGUGGACACUGUGGUCCAGAGAGUCACAGAUCUGAAGCAAUCCUUGGGGCUGCUGCUGCAGAAACUUGAACACGAGGGAGAGUCUGCAGACUGGCCUGAUUAUCUGCAGCAAUAUUCUGUGAUAUCUGGCCAGAUGAUAACUUUGCUGAAAGUAUUACGCAAUGAGAAGACUCCUGUGCUGCGAAAUUACCUGACACUGCCACUACAGCUCAAUGCUGACCCAGAUGAAGCACUUUUGCGGAGCACAGAGAACAGAGUGCCGGCUUUCAGUCAUGACUUUGUUCCGGAUUUGCUGCGUACAAAACCCGACCCAGAGCUCGAGAUGAAGUUCCACACACUCAAUGCGAAAAUGAAUAUCAUGAACUCUGAUACUUCAUCGAAACAAAUCAACCAGCACAACAAAGUGGUGAAACACAUCGUUGAGAUGGUUUCUUCUGCCCGCGAUGAGUGGGAGACGGAGACCUCAAGGUCUAGUUUACCACAGACUUGUUCCAUUAAUGAGACCCACAGCUUGCUUGCUGCCAUCGGUACUGGCAAGCAACACCAAGUUGGCAAGGCGCCCAGCUCCAUCAAGACCAACAUCAAAGCUGCCGGCCAGAUGCACCCCUACAGGCAGUGAGGCUCUCAGUCGGUAAGUUCAAGGUUUUAUUUUCUUCUGUUCAAAUAUAAAUCCUUGCAAAAUAAUGAUGCAUUUACCAGUUGAUCGAUUUUUUCUUCUGUUCAUACAUUAUAUAGCAGGUGGCUUGGAAAUGUCUCCAAGUUGAAGUUUUUUCGUUGCCUCUAGGCAGAUAUAAACUAUUAUUAACAUAGAAAUUUAUUAUCUGACGUUUAAGUGGGUGAAAGGAGAGAGUAUUACAAAGAAAUUUGACAUGUAUAUAUCCUACAAGAACUUGAUUGUACUUCAUAAGGUACACACAGAUGCACAAACUCUUAUUAUUAAAGUUUACUAAUUAUAUAAUUUAAAUAAGUUAUUUACACUAAAAAAAAUUCCGGCUCAAAAAUGCAACAGCUUAUUGCAUGCUACAAUUUAUCUAUAGUUGUAAUAUUUAGCUAGAUUUUGAUUUCUUGCUAAAAUAUUUUGUAAAACUCUAAUUAUAUAUCAAUUUCGUUCUUUUCACAUGUACGAAAUCUCAAUUGAAGCAGUAACAAAUUUUUUAAAUUGGAAUUCCUCUGCCUUGGUUCUUUAAAAAUAUGUUGUAGUACCUACUAUUGAAUUAGUUGUGUAAGAUUCAGACGAAUUAAUGCUUUUGAAUAAUCGUUGUUUUUGGCAUAGAUGUUGAAUACUGCAUUGGAUUGUUCAACAUCGGAACUCUAGACUACAAAUAACAAUUAUUUAUGAGUUUUAACUUACAUGUAAAGCGCUUUGGGGGCACCAAUUGAAGACCAGCUGGGCACUCGUAUCACUGUUCAAUAAAUUCAACCUGCUGGUCUAUUUCAGCACUAAGUAUUUGCAUGCUUGUUUUAUUAUUUGCAACAAUUGGACGUAAAGUUUAUACUUUUAUCUCUUGUAUAAGUAUUUCAUUCACUUGGGCCAUUAUUUCACUCAGAAAUUUGGCUGCACUUGUGGUAUUGGCAAUCCUUCAAAUGAUCUUCAAGUUUUCUUUGUCAUCCAUAAAAACUUUAAAUCGACUAAUUAAUAAUGAAAUUAAUUUUUAUUUCCAAUAAACGUGCAAUGUAAUAUUUUUUAAGCCUAAGCUAGUUUGAUGUUUAGUUUUUGUGUACUGUAUCUGCACUCGAGCUUAAACUUCGUAUUAGGCUUCGUACUGGCCUUGCGCUCUGAGUCGAGCGGUUAAAGCUAUCUAUUUCAACACUAAAAUGUCCCGAUGUUUGUCUGAACUGCUUAUUAUUCUCCUGCGAUUCCUUUACAAGGCCCAAGAAAUCAUCCUCAUCUCCGUAGGGUAAAAGCAAAGGUACUUGCCUGCUCUUACCCAAAGCUUUCAGGACGAUUUUUGCGUUUGGAUUGUAUAGAGUUUUCCGCUCGGCUGAUUCUUUGGAACUUUCUGGCUCAAGUUCGUAGUGGUAAAGCCUAAGUUGAGAUUGCGAUUCAUCUGAGGCACCAGGCAGGAGAGGCGGAUAGCGAGGCUGUGGAACUUUCC